Molecule: messenger RNA, 1473 nt
Organism: Xylaria bambusicola
Lineage: Eukaryota; Fungi; Ascomycota; Sordariomycetes; Xylariales; Xylariaceae
Product: inositol phospholipid synthesis and fat-storage-inducing TM-domain-containing protein
Exons: 2
Coding region: 305-1324 (339 amino acids)
Biological process (GO): lipid storage; lipid droplet organization; phospholipid biosynthetic process
Cellular component (GO): endoplasmic reticulum membrane
Source: RefSeq, a predicted model, not a curated record
ACCUACAGUUUAGGCGGGAACAGUACGCUAGGCAGGCCUAUUGAGUAAGUAAAGAGAUACCUGAAUCAACGUCAUCGGUUUAGUAGGCCAGUUUUUGCAAGAGUCAAUUCGAAGAGAUCAGAAUCGCGAUGAACAUUUUGGCCUCCUAACGAAUUUCCAUACACUACACUCCUUCCUAAAUACCUAAGCAGCGUAUUCAGCGUGAUUUCUCCAUACAUUUGCAUUCGAUUCAUCAUUGUGUACUAGAUUACCAUCUUUGUACGUACGUAAAGUAUUCCAUGCUCUCACCACCUCUUCGGUGACGAUGGCUGAAGACAACGUCCAUUCCCUCAGAUCGCGGGGUGUCCCGAUGAACGGCAGCGAUAGCAUCAACGGUGCCACCUUCACAACGUCUCCAAAAAUGACAUCCGCCACAACCACGACGUCGCGCAGCUCGCCGUUCCUACCCACGCCCCUCGAGACCCUCCUCCUCGCCGUCUACCCCACCAUCCUGAUUUUCGGCACGCUUUUCUCAGCACUCUCUCCUGAAACGCGUGGGGCGCCCUAUGAUACCAUCAGGCAGUCCCACGUGCAGGCGACCGCGCCGUCCUACUUUGCGCGCAAGGACAAUCUGUUCAACGUCCUCUUCGUCAAGCGCGGGUGGCUGUGGAUCACGGGUUCCUUCCUAGCCUUCGUUGCCACUCAUCCAACCUUCCGAAACGGCAAUGGCAGGCAGAUAGCUAAGGCGGCGACACGAUGGGCCAUCGUCACGGGCUGGUGGAUCCUCGUCACGCAAUGGUGUUUCGGCCCGCCCAUCAUCGACCGCGGAUUCAGGUUCACGGGGGGCCGGUGCGAGGUUGCGCAGGACGCUGUUUCUUCCGGCACGGCGGACCAGAAGGAGCUGUUCACGGCUGUGGCGUGCAGGACAGCGGGCGGGAACUGGAGCGGUGGACACGACAUCUCGGGACAUGUCUUCUUACUCGUCCUCGGAAGCUGCUUUCUUGCGCAAGAGGUGGUCUGGGUUGUCCUUCGAGCAGGCGCGAGGAUCGCGGGCAGUGGGGAUGACCGUGCUAUCGUUAUGGACGACGGCGCGCACAAGGGCGCUAGGGCCGAGGCUGAAUACGCGGUGGAGGGGCACGAGAAACAUCUAGGAUUUGGUGGGAAGUUUGCGCUGGGUGUUGUAGGCUUGUCGCUCUGGAUGUUAUUGAUGACCGCUACGUACUUCCACACCUGGUUUGAAAAGCUCACUGGAUUACUUGUCGCUUCUAUGGCUGUGUACACCGUCUACAUUCUCCCGAGAUGGGCACCAGCCCUGAGAGCAAUUGUAGGAUUACCUGGCAUAUAGAACUUAGGCAGGAGGUGGUACUCUCCUAUUUGAAGCGUUUGUAUAUCGAUGCAUGGCGCCCACGACGAAAAAGAUUAUAUGAUUACAACAUGUUAUAAACUAAUAUUUAAGAUAAUUUCUCAUUGAUUCCAGCUCUUUGCUUUGACUCU